AUGUCCUUUGGUACUUUUCCAUCCUUUGCUGCUUCUCCAUUAUUGAUGCUUCAUUUGGUGCUUUUGCGUCUUUGGUGUGGUGAUACUGCUAGAUCUUCUGCCGGGCCCUUUCCACCUUCUUGUUUCUUUGUUGGUUCAUCUGACUCCUUAACUGCAUUAGCUAUUACCUUUUGUUUUGCUACCUUGUCCAACGGAUUAUUAUCAUCUGAUGAUGAGUUAAACAAUCUAUUGAAGCGUGAACAAGACUCCCAAUAUAAAUAUCCUGAUUCUAGUGAUCCUACGGUUCGCAAUCAAUUGAUGAUGAAUACCAUUUCUCAUCCGUUUAUAAAACCAAAAUUCCCUCCAAUUAUUAAUUUGCGAGAAUUAAUUACAAAGCAAGUUUCCACAGAUCCUAGUAAAAAUAAUUCGGGUCGUGCCCCGAAUGCUUUCAUCAUAUAUCGAAAAAUUUUCGUGGAGACCGCAAGAAAGGAUGGAUAUCAAUUACCAAUGACUGUCGUAUCUUUAAUGGCCUCACAAUCUUGGGAAUUGGAACCAGAUGUGGUGAAAGAAGAGUACAAAAGGUUGGCAAAGGAAGCAAAUAUUAUUAGGAAUGAGAUCAUUCCUAAAUCAAGUCGUCGAAGAAAAAGAGAAAAGUGGAAUAUUAUUUCUUUUCCGAACACUUCUACUACUUGUAAAGCUCCUAUUGUCGUUAAAUCAAAAUCAACUAUCAAAAAAAAGCAACAAAUGACGGUUAACCCGAUUAAACAAGUUGAAAUACUUUCGCCAACAUCGCCAGUUUCUCCAUUUGAAUUUGAGAGUCCAAAGAUUACCUUUGACAUCCCUUUCGAUAUUGUCUCUCCUAUAAUCGAUCGAUUUCUUGAUUCCGAUUCGGUACCUGACGAUCCCCUCCAAAAUAAUCCUCCAAACACUCGAGACAAAUUUAACCCUCAACAAUCAACCGAAUUUAACAAAGAAUCAAUAAUCGGAGAACAAAACGUGAACAAUUCAAUCGAUUCGCUUGUCAUUCAACGUGAUAAUAUCGGUUAUAUUUAUAAUGAAUUUGAGUUUGAUUCUCAAGGAUUCUCGUCGUUUAAUGAUGAUGAUACGAUUUCUUAUCCAUCUUUUUGGUCCGAAUUUUAA
Funneliformis caledonium is the source of this 1119-nucleotide messenger RNA. The record is from the annotation of a GenBank genome assembly. NCBI's taxonomy places the organism in Eukaryota, Fungi, Glomeromycota, Glomeromycetes, Glomerales, Glomeraceae.